UGAGUGUGUGCGCGCGUGUUUGUGUGUGUGUCUAUGACGUCGCCACAACGCUGUCUCGUAGCCCCGCCCGGCAGAGAGUGACGUUUGGACGAGAAUGUCGCCAGUUCACCUCAGUUCCAGACAUGGCAGCGUUGAGACAGGAGCAUCGGUAUGGACUCUCCUGUGGAAAGAUUAAUAAAAGCAUUCCCAACAAAACCAUCUUUCACGUCAAACUAACCGACACGGCCAUCCGGACGCUGGAAGCCUAUCAGAAUCUUAAGGGGUCCUUACCAAAUCAGCCGGCAAUUUGCUUCAAGGGGAACCAGGGGUAUAUCAAGAUUCCAGCGUCCUCUGAUUCUCCUGAUGCUUUCCGUGUGUUCUCCUUCUACCUGUCCAGCGACAGUAAAGACAAACCUCAGGCCAGCUUUGAUUGUGUUCACCAGUUUGUUUCGGGAGAUGGCAGGGAUCGUCUGGAAGGUCAGGGCAGUAUUCAGGAUAAAAUCACAGUGUGUGCCACCGACGAUUCCUACCAGAUGACCCGCGAGCGCAUGUCUCAAGUGGAAAAGGACAUCUGGAGUCGCUCAGCCAUCGAAAUCAAACCUGGAUCUACACGUCCAAGUAAAUGUGUGAAGAUUAAGAAGAAACAGAGUCUUUCAGCAAGUUUUGACAGCACUAAUAAACAUUCACCGAGCAACAAGAGGAACGGUGGUCCCAGCCUGGUGACUCACAGGCCCUUGAGGGAGAGAGUUAUUCACAUAUUGGCCUUAAAGCCUUACAGCAAACCUGAACUAUUGCUCUGGCUGGAGAGGGAGAAAGCAAGCCCCAAGGACAAGGCCGACUUGAGCCCUGUGCUGGAUGAGGUGGCGAAACUCAAUCCCAAAGAACACAGCUUUACUCUGAAGGAUGAUUUCUACAGACAUGUGCGGAAAGACUGGCCAGGCUAUGUAGAGGAAGAGCGGCAACUCAUUCAGAGGGUGUUAGCAAGAAAGCUCCAGCCGCUCAGCAGCAGCAGCAGCAGUAGCCAGUUGAAAAGCUUCCAGUCCAGCCAUUCAUUCCACAAAACCUCAGGGGAUUCUCCAUCCCAACUCAGCCCUGUCAAGACUCCCUCCAUGAAACGCCCAGUGCCUUCCGACCAUCCAGAAAGUCAGACGCCGAAAAAGCAACGUUUAUUAGAGCAGAACAUCCCCUUACAGUCUCCUUCCAAUGGACAUCUCAGCUCGUCUGUGGGCCGCAGCUCUUCCUCUCAUGGAAACACAAGUUUGCAGAGAGGUCCGAACACAGAUGAGUUUUACCAGAGGCACAAGCUCAACGAGGGCAACAGUUUGCCCAAAACUGAGCAGCCCGAACCAGCAGCGUCCAGCCCCCACAAACACCCCAGAACUGAACCGGAAAUCUGCACGGACCAGCAGCUCGCAAACGGCCAGCACAAAAAGAAGAAGUCCAAGAAGCAUAAAGAAAAGGAGAGGGAACGUUUAAAACCCGAGUGGGUCGAGACCAGUCCUGACCUCAAACACAACCAGGAGAAUAUUAAUGAUCACGAACGGCCCAACACACCUGUCACCCGCGCCUCGCCUGAUCAGCUGCCCGACUAUUUAUUAAAAUACAACACUAUUACAGACUCUGAGCAGCGGCAAAGAUACAAAGAGGAUUUCUGUGCAGAGUACGAUGAGUACAGAGACCUUCAUGAGCGCAUUGGGAAAGUCACAGAGAUAUUUGUCCAGCUCGGAUCCAAGAUAAAAACACUGUCACCUGGCACACAGGAGUACAAGGUUAUGGAAGAUCAAAUAAUGGAGAAGUAUAAGAAGUAUAAGAAGAAGUUUCCAGGCUACCGGGAAGAGAAGAAGCGUUGUGAAUAUCUUCAUCAGAAACUGUCGCACAUCAAAGGCCUGAUUCUGGACUAUGACCAAACACAAUUGCCAUCCUAGUGCCAGCCAUUCCUCUCUCCUUCUCCUCUUCAAUCCACUCAAAUGGACCAAAAGACUCCUCAGUGGAGAUAAACCAGGACCAAACGUCGACAAGGCAUUUCCAUGUCUUUCCUCCACACAAACUGGUUUACCGUGUGGAGGCCGAGGAUCGUAAGCCCAAACUAUCAAACAAAGGCCAAGACCUCUGACUAGUGACUUAAGCCCUUUAAAGUUUUCCUUUUUUGUUGUUGUUUUUCUCGUCCUUGUAAAGGGCUGGUCACACCAAGGAUGAUAUUAUACUAUAAAGAUAUCAUUAUAGAAAUCAUUCUGAAUGAACAAUAGCAGACCACAGGUUAUAACGAUAAUCAUGAAGAGAGUCAAUAUAGCUGAAAUCGAUUUCAAACAUCAGUGAAUCAGAAUCCUUUCUGGGAAAAAAAGUAUCCAUAAAUCUAAAACUGCCAGCUGGUAAAUUUUACCCAUUCACAUGACAAUGUUUUACAAGGCUAAAACUGUAUUAUAUUACUGUAUUCUGCCACUGGCUUCGCAAAGAAGUAUAUAAACUUUAAAAUAAUUAUUUUAGUCAUCAACUACUUCCACUGAGUGCUACGGUACAGUUUAGUACAGUACAGUACGAUUUGGUAUGGGUUGCCCUAUCAGACUUGUGUUUCUACUGAUAACGGUAACCUGACUGUGUACAACAGAAAGUUGCAAGUAACAUCAUUCUCGCUCAAACAAUAAAGCUGUUCGGGCUGUUCACAUAUCACGUGUCUUGCACACUCAAGUUUAUUAUUUCAAAUGUAGAAGUGUGGCAUACGUGCACAAUUAGAGCAAUGAAUCGGCAUCCCUCACAGUUUUCACACAUUAGAUCUGACUUGAACUGCAUUGUAAACAACAAUGGAGGACAUACGGCAGAUCCUUUUUUUAGCUGUCUAGGGUUUGUAUUUAAAAAGGGCACUUCCUGUGCUGUCAUUCCCCUGGCUUGUUUUACUUGCAAGCGACGAUUCUCUGUAAACCAAUAACGUUCAGUCUAGCUCCACCUUUUGGUACCGUACUGUUAUACUAGGUAGAAUUACGCAAGUCUCAAAGUGGUAUGCUAUAAUGUAAACAGUGGAAAUGGAAAUAAAUGUGUACCAUACUGUACUGAACUGUACUGCUCAAUAGAAACAAGCCAUAUGAUGUCGACCCAGUACACACCAUUCACCCUCUCUCAGACCUGCCGCCUCUAUGACACAUUUUGCAUCCAUAAAUCGCCACCUUGUAUCCAUUGUAAAUAGAAAUGAUUACAGUUAUCUCAGUGGGUGAAAGGUGUUGCCCAACACCCCAUUUACACGGAUCUUUGGCGUCAAGGCUUGAGGGCGUGUCUGAAGUUGGGGCUGAUGCGAUCGUCAUAGCAGCGUUAGCCAAUGAAAUGAGUCUGCAAUAGGCCACUGUCUGAGCUGGUGUAUUUGCAUACAGCAAUCUGAUUGGCUGGCACUUUCGUCGAUGCUUAAAAAGUUGAGCAAGUCCCAACUUCUGCAGCGAGCAACACCACUGAAGCGGCACAGAUCCACAAUGCAGUUCGGCAAUGCUUGACAUCACCCAUUCAAAGUGAAUGGGAAGCAUUAAAGCUGAUGUCCCGUGUGAAUGGGGAGUAACAACAUAGAAGUUGUGCAAAGAUGACAGAGAAAAAAAAGAAGUUAUAGAGUAUAGGUAAAUUUAAUCGCUUCUGAAUAAAUAUCUUAUUUUUAAUCUGGUUUUAUAACGAUUUUUAGCAACAGGUAUUAGUAGUGAUUUAAGUAAAAGUCAAUAAUUAGGAGGCUUGCAUAUGAAAACCAGCUAUAGGUAAAUCCAACCUUUAAAAAUAUGAAAUACCUCAGAGAUAUUUUGGCAUUAGUUUUAACAUCAUUGUCUUACCUCCUUCAAAGAAAUUUUGAAAAAUAAGAAUUUAAACAAAAGCUAUUUGUGUUGUUUUCACUCAUCUACAUUGGCUACGCUUGAUAAAUUGAUUUUUAUAUUAGAUAGGUUACACAAGCUGGAUUCACUAGCCCGAUGAACUAGAAAUGCAGCAAACUAUUGGGUUAAAUACAACCAAAAAUAGCAAAACCCUUUAACAUGGUUAUGGCACACUGUAAAUAUUUUCACAUCUCAUGCUUAUCAUCGCAGUUUAAUGCCUCUAAACAAAGAUGCCAAUGUGCCACACGCAAAAUGCCAGACUUAAAGCGUAUUUUUUUGGGAAAAUGCUUCAGACUUUCUAUUUUGUUAUUUGAUGUGUCAAACCGUAAACAAAACAGAGUUUUGCAGCAUUUUCACAGUACUUGUCACUCACUAUGAAAGGAUGUGAUGUGCAAUUAUGUCUGACACACUAUUAAUACAUAGCAUUUGCAAACACUUUAAAGUCAUGACACGCCAGCAUUUUUGCGUUCACUCUUACUUGAAUAUUUUGCUUGGUUUCGUCACUUCAGCUUUUUGUAAAGCGCUCUCUUUCACUGACGACUGACACUAAUUCUACAUGAUAAAUAGGUCUACUUGCUCCGACUUUAACCCAACAUGGGCCAACGUGUGGAAAACCUCAAACAAACUAGCUGGACCGAUGCUAAAUUACGCUUUCGGCCAUUGGUUUGGUGCAGGGAUGACCAACCCUGUUCCUGAAGAUCAAGCGACCUGGAGGUUUCAGUUACAACCCACAUCAAACACACCUGCCUGCAAUUAUCAAGUGCUUUUCCGGUCCUUAUUAAUUAGUUCAGGUGUGUUUGAUCAGGGUUGGAGCUGAACUGAAGGUAGAUCUCCUGGAGCAGGGUUGAGCAGCCCUGGUUUACUGUCAGAAGCAUAACAGUGUGCAUUGUCACUAGCGUAUUUCUGUUUUUCACUAAGCACUAACUAAUGUUAGAGUGAUUUUGCACAUUCACUCUACUCAAAAGUGAAAACCAUGUGGGUAUGAAUGCCAAAAAUGUCUUUAAAAAAACAGAUGAUAAGCAUGAAUGAAAAUCGUCCCAGUGUGCACGAGCCUUUAUGGUUUCUUCCAGCACCUCUUGUCAUUGAAAGAUCUAAUCUACACAACAGCAUCUGUUUUUCUUCCCUUUAGUGUCCAUAUAUAAAUCAACAGCUGAUCAUCGGCAUAUACACUAUUCAACUUUUUAACCGUUGAUCAAAGUUGUCCCAAAACCUGACACCUGUUCUUGUUUUAGGACAGUUUUGAAAAUCUUUUAUGAUCUACUUCAAAUGUCAACAUCUAUAUUUAAUAUAAUUUGAAACCGCUGUGCACUAUAAACAGAUCAUUAUGGUUCUCUAGUAUAAACUGUGAUAUAGUUAUUAUAUAUAUCAUUCUUGGUGUGAACGGACCUUAAAAAGUGUUGCAUUGUGAAAUUUGGUUAGACGUGAGACACAACUGAAGCCAAAAUAGUCUUAUCCCCAACCCAAAUGCAGCGUAUAUGUUUAGCUGUGGCCCUUUUCCUGCUAACUUCAGCUCUGAGCUCUGAUAUUCAGCGCUGCGGGAAGCAUUGGUGGUACAAUCAUUAAACCUGUACGAUGAGAGAUGAUUAUCUUUACUGUGUUCGCUGUCUGUCAGUGAUUUAUCGGAGAACUUAAGCACAGUUUCUAUUUUGAUAUUUUACUGAAUGUAUAUUUGUACACUUGUAAGAUCUCGACAUCUAUAAUAGAGCGUUUAAUCACUGGAUAGAAUAAGGGAAACCUCUGGGCUCAUCCUGAAAAAUGUAAGGUUGUCGUUUAAAUGGCAGACUCUUAAACCCUGGUGUGUUGUGGCACGGUGAGUUCUGGGAUCCGAAUUUAAUCUUCAAUUCCUGAAGCAAGUCGUGAAUGAGGAAAGGUGCUUGUCAUUGAGGCAUCAGGGUGAAAAAAAAAAGAAAAUCAACGAUAAAGUUAGAGCAGUGGUAAUACUCUCAUGAUUUAUUUUAUUUUAUUUAUUUGUGUCCAAGGUCCAGUGCUCAAACAUGUGGAAGCUUGUGUCUGACGUGGACGUGAAAUAAAUAAAUAAAUAAAUAAAGGUAAAUGCGACUUUUUGUCUCGCAAUUCAGACUUUUGUUUUAAAAUUGGAUAAAAUUAAUUUCAUAAUUUCAAUUUAUAAACUCUAAUAAUUGAGCAUUGCAAGAUAUGAACCGUAAGAAAUAAUAUCAGGGAUGUGAAGCAGCCUUUGUACUUGCAGUUGCGAAAAAAAAAAAAAACAGAAUUGC
Danio rerio (zebrafish) is the source of this 6049-nucleotide messenger RNA. Lineage: Eukaryota; Metazoa; Chordata; Actinopteri; Cypriniformes; Danionidae. The record is from RefSeq and is a predicted model, not a curated record.